Molecule: messenger RNA, 2397 nt
Organism: Xenopus laevis (African clawed frog)
Lineage: Eukaryota; Metazoa; Chordata; Amphibia; Anura; Pipidae
Gene: runx2.L
Product: RUNX family transcription factor 2 L homeolog
Exons: 8
Coding region: 309-1718 (469 amino acids)
Biological process (GO): ossification; positive regulation of transcription by RNA polymerase II; regulation of transcription by RNA polymerase II
Cellular component (GO): nucleus; transcription regulator complex; cytoplasm
Molecular function (GO): DNA-binding transcription factor activity, RNA polymerase II-specific; DNA-binding transcription activator activity; RNA polymerase II cis-regulatory region sequence-specific DNA binding
Source: RefSeq, a predicted model, not a curated record
AGCUCUGAUGUCAUCAACCACAUGAUACUGCCUUCUCCAGUAACGUUGCUUCCAAAAAAAAAUAGGAGUUUUAAAGCUUUUGCUUUUUUGGAUUGUGUGAAUGCUUCAUUCGCCUCACAAACAACCACAGAACCACAAGUGCGGUGCACGACUUUCUCCAGGAGGACAGCGCGGAGCCUUUGGUUUUUCAAUGGUUAAUCUCCGCAGGUCACUACCAGCCGUCGAGACCAUCGCUGUCGUCUGAGGGAUAUUUACUGCUGGGACAUACAAAAAGCGGACAGGCGCCAUUCAGCAGAGGAAGGAGGACGAUGGCGUCCAACAGUCUCUUCAGCUCGGUGACACCAUGUCAGCAAAACUUCUUUUGGGAUCCCAGCACCAGCCGGAGGUUCAGCCCGCCCUCCAACAGCCUCCAGCCCGGCAAGAUGAGCGACGUGAGCCCGGUGGGAGUCCCGCAGCAGCCCCAGCAGUCCCAGCAGUCUCAGCAGCAGCAGGAGGGGGCGGCGGUGCCCAGGCUCAGGGCUCACGAUAACCGGACAAUGGUGGAGAUCAUCGCGGAUCACCCGGCCGAGCUCGUGCGGACUGACAGCCCCAACUUCCUGUGCUCAGUGCUGCCCUCCCACUGGCGCUGCAACAAGACCCUGCCCGUGGCUUUCAAGGUGGUUGCCCUAGGAGAAGUGGCGGAUGGUUCUGUGGUCACAGUCAUGGCUGGCAAUGACGAAAAUUAUUCAGCGGAACUCAGAAACGCCUCUGCAGUCAUGAAGAAUCAAGUGGCAAGGUUUAACGAUCUGAGAUUUGUGGGCAGGAGUGGAAGAGGGAAGAGUUUUACACUCACCAUAACCGUUUUCACAAACCCGCCGCAAGUCGCCACCUAUCACAGAGCAAUAAAAGUGACCGUGGAUGGCCCAAGAGAACCAAGACGGCACAGACAGAAGCUUGAUGACUCUAAACCUAGUUUGUUCUCUGAACGUGAUUUAGGGCGCAUUCCUCAUCCCAGUAUGAGAAUGGGUGUCCCACCUCAGAGUCCACGGCCCUCACUGAACUCCAGUCCUUUUAAUCCACAAGGACAGAGUCAGAUUGCAGACCCAAGGCAGACACAGUCAUCCCCUCCAUGGUCCUACGACCAAUCAUAUCCAUCCUAUCUGAGCCAGAUGACAUCUCCAUCAAUUCAUUCCACAACCCCAUUGUCCUCCACCCGCGGUACAGGGCUUCCUGCUAUCUCCGAUGUUCCCAGGCGCCUCUCAGGUGCUUCCGAACUGGGUCCAUUUUCUGAUCCGCGGCAGUUUACAAGUAUUUCAUCAUUAACAGAAAGUCGCUUUUCGAACCCACGAAUGCAUUAUCCUGCCACAUUCACGUACAGCCCUCCCGUCACCACUGGGAUGUCUUUAGGUAUGUCUGCAACCACACACUAUCAUACCUACUUACCACCCCCUUAUCCAGGCUCCUCCCAGAACCAAAGUGGACCAUUCCAAACCAGUAGCACUCCCUACCUUUACUACGGUACAUCAUCUGGAUCAUACCAGUUCCCCAUGGUUCCCGGGGGGGACCGCUCUCCAUCUCGGAUGCUACCACCCUGCACCACGUCCAACGGGGGCACAUUGCUUAACCCCAAUCUGACCAAUCAGAAUGAUGGUGUGGAUGCAGAUGGAAGCCACAGCAGUUCUCCUACUGUGUUAAAUUCCAGUGGUCGAAUGGAUGAAUCCGUAUGGAGGCCUUACUGAUGACGGAAGUCAAUAGGAAGACAUUUUUCCAAAUAAUACGGAAGUGCCUUUAAUUAAUGAACUUUUUGGAUGUCACUAUUUUUAGCUUUUAUUGGCUUUUAAUAAAUAAUAAAAAAAAAAUAUGCAACUGAACUGAUUUGGCAAAAUAUUUUUGCCCUUUUGUUACAAAUACUAUGGUUACAAGCACACAAAGCCUUAAAACUUUUAUUUCUUGAUUACUAUUUAUAUCCAACUUUACCAUUCCAAAGGAUUUUCAUCACCAAAAUGGUUUUGAAAGCUUUAAAAAGACUUUUUUUUUUCUCAACCACGGGGUGAAAGAAGAUUCCAUUUCCAAAGUGGGCGUCCAAGCCGCAACUUGCCUUAUGUCCAAUAAAAGGGAAGCCCUGGAAUAUCUGACUGAUACGUGACAACAACUGCACAAAACGCGUCCUACGUUAACAAAUCGCUUGCCUUUCAGCCUUUAAGGGUAAUUCUCAUGGUAAAGAACUUUUUUUUUCUUUUUAAUUUUCGCUUUGAUGACGCCAAAACAAAAAAAAAAAAAUGCAAUAAUAGUUCAAAAAAAUGCCUAUGCAAAAGAAAGUAGCAAUAUUCGCUUUAACGGUAUCAAUUGUACGUUGGUUUUCUUCGGCUAUUAUUUUUUAAAUUAUCGGUAUGUAUAAAAUCUGAAGAUGUUCUUCUU